Messenger RNA from Arabis nemorensis, 702 nucleotides. NCBI's taxonomy places the organism in Eukaryota, Viridiplantae, Streptophyta, Magnoliopsida, Brassicales, Brassicaceae. The record is from the annotation of a GenBank genome assembly.
AUGGAGUUCAAUGGUAAUUUGAAUGCCGGUUCUUCCUCUAGACCAAAAAGGAGUCAUAGGCAGAAGCAGCAACAACCACAACCACAACCACAAAACCGUGACGAAGAAGUAAAGUACGUAGGAGUGAGACGGAGGCCAUGGGGAAGAUACGCAGCCGAAAUAAGAAACCCGACUACUAAAGAGAGGUAUUGGUUAGGUACUUUUGAUACGGCCGAGGAAGCUGCAUUGGCUUAUGAUAGAGCCGCACGGUCCAUAAGAGGCUUGACUGCUCGAACCAACUUUGUCUACUCCGAUAUGCCUCAUGGCUCCUCAGUAACUUCCUUAGUCUCUCCUGAUGAAUCCCAACGUUUCCUUUCCGAGUUAUUCAACCCUCCAAGCCAACAAGAAGCUCUUCACAACAAUAAUAGUAAUCUCUACUCUUCUACCAACAACCAAAACCAAAACUCUAUAGAAUUCUCAUACAGUGGGUGGCCUCAUGGGACUGGUCAAUGUGAUUAUCAAUCUAUACAAAGUAAUGAUGAGCAUUGUGAUCAUGAGCUUCCACCAUUUCCUCCAAGUACUUGUUUUGGAGCUGAGCUCAGGAUUCCAGAGACCGAUAGCUAUUGGAAUGCACUGCCCUUCGAGCUCGAUGGGUUUGGGGAUCAAAACAAUCUUGGUCAGAGUGGAACAGAAGUGUUUGAUUCUCCAUUCUUCUACCAUUAA